Molecule: messenger RNA, 501 nt
Organism: Porites evermanni
Lineage: Eukaryota; Metazoa; Cnidaria; Anthozoa; Scleractinia; Poritidae
Source: the annotation of a GenBank genome assembly
AUAUAUUUUCCACGAAAGGACGGGGUUAAAAUCUUAGCAAGCAGACCAAGAACGUUUGAUCGGUUAGGCCAAAGUUCGGGCGAUGUGGGGGAAAACGAGAAUCUUGCGGAGUCUGCUGCGGACACUAGUCUUAGUUUUGAACAAAGAUUACAGCUACAGGAACGUGAAAUGCGGAUGCUAGAAUUACGAAGGAAAAUUAUACAGGAGCAAAGGGAAAUUAGACAGCUAGAGAGGGAGGUUGAGAGAGAGAGGCGCAAGGCAGAGAGGGAGGCGGAGAAAGAAAGAAGAUAGUAUGAAAGGAAAAAGUCCCAGGAAGAAGAACGUUUGAUUCGAGAAAUGGAGAGACUUAGAAAACUCAGAGCUGAGAAAGAACAAUUUGCUGCAAGAGAGUCGGAAAGAUGGCAGGUGAGUAACAAUGAGACGAGAGGGCCCAAAUUUAUGAAAAUCAGAGAAAUGAGGGAAAGUGAAGAUUUAGAUGAUUAUUUCCGGAUUUUGAAAUGA